AUGAAAGACAUCGCUCAUUUAACAUUCAAAAAUGACUCCACUUUGCUGAACAGCGACGAGUGUGAUGACAACACAAUAAGCUUAUCCUUUCUGAACACACCACAAUCCCAAUAUCUACAACAGCAACAAUAUCGAGUCAAUAGAGAAAGUCUACUAUUGGAUGACGGCGAUGACCACCCGCUUUGUAAUGAGAGACCAUCGAAGAAGAAUCUUCCAUGGUUCAGACUAGCACAGCAAUAUGCCACAGACAUGUCGUUGUUGUCGUCAUCAAAGGUCCAUCAACCCGAAUCUGCUGAUUCUUCUGAUUUCGGAUUGGGACCCAAGAUGGCACGUAACACCUCUCAGGGAACACCGCCACCUCCACCGCCUACCAAUCGCUCCAAACCUGGUGCCAUUCAUGUUCCUGGCUUUCAGGCUGAAACGAAUACUCAUCUUGGCACGGAAUCGACUUUGCAAUCGGCGCCAACUAAAUCAUCCGCACCCAUUCUCCAAGCCAGUGUGGUGAAUGAUGAACAAGAACAACCAUCAUCCCCAAAUGCAGCUUUACCAGUACGUGCGGAACCCAUGAAAGAUGGAGAAUCCAAGAGCAGAUCAUGUUGCGCAAUAAUUUUGAAAGAUCGACGGCUACUGGCAAUCCUCAUCACUCUAAUCGUUACCAUUGUAUCCUUUGCGAUUGGAAUUUCCUUGGUGAUAAUGAACCACAACAAGGAAACGACAAACACCACUACGGUGGAAUAUGUACCUGCCACUCCAGCUCCUACCGCGACGACACUGCCUCCAUCCUCAGCACCAACAGAAGCCAUGGAAUUCUUGGCGCCUUCUGCAGCUCAAUGUCAGCAAAUAGAAGCCGGAACUGAGGUAGCAAAUCAAGACCAAAUGAUCCUAAAGACGUACCAAAUUGAGUUGGAUAUUGCCAUGGAAUCCAAUCCAACCAAUUUGAUGGAUAACCUGACCACUUUGGUCAACCGCAUGCAAGCAACACUGGCACCGAAAUUGGCCCAAUGUGACGACACUUUGAAUCGACGUCGACGACUCCGAGGCAAUAGUACUAGAAUACAGGGUACCUCAACAACAACAACAACAACAACAACAACAACAACAACAAGAAGUUACCGCAAACUUGCAAACGAGUAUCUGGUGGCCAAUGCCAAAUUCUUCAGUGCCACAAUUCCAAGCAACCGGUCUUGCAAGGUUGGAGCUCUCGAACCUUGCUAUAAAGUGAUUGAAACGAUCGAUUUGCACAUUACGCAAGCGGAACUAGACGUCCGACUCAUCAGUCUCAUUAUGGAUGCCUUUGACGGAGAACCCUUGGUGCGCUUAUUGGACUUGGGGUACCCAUUCAAGAGUAUCGAUAUGAUUGGUGUUACAUCGAGUGUUACUACUGGUAGUACGGAUACAAACGAUACUACUCUUGAUAGUCCUGAUGAUGAGGAUUAA
This is a messenger RNA of Cylindrotheca closterium, 1437 nucleotides long. The record is from the annotation of a GenBank genome assembly. NCBI's taxonomy places the organism in Eukaryota, Bacillariophyta, Bacillariophyceae, Bacillariales, Bacillariaceae.